This is a messenger RNA of Lindgomyces ingoldianus, 1200 nucleotides long. Its product is annotated as short chain dehydrogenase/reductase family. The coding region runs from base 304 to 1200 and encodes 298 amino acids. The record is from RefSeq and is a predicted model, not a curated record. The transcript is spliced from 4 exons. Lineage: Eukaryota; Fungi; Ascomycota; Dothideomycetes; Pleosporales; Lindgomycetaceae.
CAGCCAUUUUCGUCAAACUGUCCUUUUGCUAAGUUGAUUACUCAAUCUCUACGCGAAACUCCGUAGAGGUUAAGCUUAUGGAAAUCGUUAGAAGAAUCGGUAUUCCCUUUUUGAACGGAGCGACUUGAUACUCCGACUCCCUGGGGAUUGGCCCGUACCCUCAGGAAGAUAGGGAAAUAGGUGAAACUUUAGUGCUAUAAAAGGAGUGCGUGUUACUAUGGCAUUCCUUCAGUAUCACCGUUUACUUCUGUCAAUCUUCUAACCCAUUAUAUUCCACGCGUCAUUUCUACUCCACCCCUGAACAUGGCCGAUCUCGGAAUUUCCGACAUCUUCAAUGUCAAUGGUAUGGUCUUUGUGGUCACCGGUGGUGGGAGCGGUCUUGGAGAAUGGAUGGCCCUCGCACUAGACAAGAAUGGCGCUUCUAAAGUGUUCAUCCUGGGGCGUAGAGCAGAGUCUUUGAACAAGGUGGCACAGAAAGCUGCCAACCGCACGCUUGUUCCGAUAACCUGCGAUAUCUCCUCCAAGCAGUCUCUGAAGUCAGCUGUGGAACAGAUCGAGAAGCAGACGCCGUUUGUCAACGCAGUUAUCGCCAACUCAGGGAUCGCAGGUCCAAUCACUAGCCUACCUCCCCGAUCCCCUGACGCUACUAUCUCCUCAAUACAGGAAGAAUUGUGGAACCUGCCGUUUGAGACUAACCGGCAGGUUAUGGACAUCAACCUUAUGGGAUCAUACUACACCUUCAUUGCAUUCAUGCACCUGCUUGAAGCUGGAAACACACAUGCGGAGAGCCGUGGCAAAAAGGACUUCAUACAAAGCCAGUUCAUCACUGUCGCCAGCAUGGCAGCGUUCAGUCGGAACGAGAACGUUAGCCACCUCUACGCCGCUAGCAAAGCCGCGCUCGUACAUCUGACGAAAACGCUAUCGACUGGCUUUGCAACGAAGGGCAUCCGCGUCAAUUCCAUUGCGCCAGGACUGUACAUCACAGAGAUGACUGAGGCGAGCCAAAUAGUUUCGGACGGCAAAGACUUCAGCGUUCCUGGUAGUAUGCCGGUAGAUGUGCAUCCCAUGACACGAACCGGAGGAGCAAAGGACAUUGCUGGUGCCAUUCUCUUCCUCACUUCUCAAGCAGGCGCGUACGUGAACGGGAAUGUUCUGUUGACAGAUGGCGGAAUGUUUGGUCUUCAACCUAUGACAUACUAA